AUGUUUAUUUAUUUCAGAAUUUUGGCUCCUACAACAUACAUCUUUUUUGCUUCUGCUCUUCCAGUCAUUGCUUUUGGGGAGCAGCUCAGCAAGGAUACAGAUGGGGUGUUGAGCACAGUGGAAACACUAGCUUCAACCGCUAUCUGUGGAAUUAUACAUUCCAUUAUUGGGGGACAACCUAUGCUAAUUGUUGGUGUUGCUGAGCCUACCGUGAUAAUGUACACAUAUCUAUAUAAAUUUGCAAGUAGGCGUGUCGAUCUGGGCCCUCACUUGUUUUUGGCUUGGAGUGGAUGGAUUUGCAUUUGGACUUCAUGUAUGCUAUUUAUUCUUGCACUCUUGAAUGCCUCUGCAAUAAUAACAAGAUUUACAAAGAUUGCUGGUGAACUUUUUGGGACGCUGAUUGCAGUUUUUUUCAUUCAACAAGCAAUUAAGGGAUUGGUUAGUGAGUUUAAUGUACCCAAAGGCGAAGAUUCAGGACUACCUUGGUACAAGUUUGAAUGGUUAUAUGUGAACGGAUUACUGGGUAUAAUUUUUGCCUUUGGUCUCCUGUAUACUUGUCUAAAAAGCAGAGGAGCUAGAACAUGGUGUUACGGCACUGGAUUUGUCUCUACAGGUUGGUUAAGAAGCUUCAUUGCUGACUACGGAAUACCGUUGAUGGUAGUUGUAUGGAGUGGAAUGUCGUAUACUGUUCCAAGCAAAGUGCCUUCUGGAGUUCCAAGGAGGUUAUUCAGCCCACUUCCGUGGGAAUCCAAAUCGCUGCACCAUUGGACAGUUGCAGAGGAUUUGUUCUCGGUGCCCCCGGUUUACAUCGCUGGUGCGCUUGUUCCUGCUCUAAUGGUCACGGGCCUCUACUUUUUUUACCAUAGCGUCGCUUCUCAAAUGGCGCAACAGAAAGAAUACAAUCUUAAGAACCCCUCUGCCUACCAUUACGAUAUUCUCAUCCUCGGAUUUAUGGUUUUGAUCUGUGGAUUUCUUGGGAUCCCUCCUUCCAAUGGAGUUCUCCCACAGUCUCCAAUGCACACGAAGAGCCUAGCUGUUCUGAAGAGGCAGUUGAUUCGGAAGAAGUUGGUUAGAAGUGCCAAGGAAAGCAUAAGGCAGCAAGCCACCAAUUUGGAGAUCUAUGGCAUAAUGCAUGAGGUUUUCUUAGAUAUGGACCAUGGACAUACUGAAAACUCAAUAACUGAAGAUCUGAAGGACUUAACAGAUGCUGUUUUGGGAAUUAGAACAGGUGAAGCAUCAUCAAAAGCUCAAUUUGAUCCCGAGAAACAUAUAGAUCCUCACUUACCUGUUCGAGUCAAUGAGCAGAGGUUAACUAAUCUUUUUCAGUCGAUCCUAGUCGGUUCCUGUCUUGGAGCUAUGCCCAUUAUCAGGAAGACACCGACUUCGGUUUUGUGGGGUUAUUUCUCUUACAUGGCCAUCGACAGCCUUCCUGGGAAUCAAUUUUGGGAAAGGCUGCUACUUUUGUGCAUUGCUCCAAGCAGGCGUUACAAAGUUUUGGAGGGCGUUCAUGCAUCCUUUGUGGAGUCUGUACCCUUCAAACAAAUUGUUGGUUUCACAAUUUUCCAGCUUGUAUAUCUUCUCCUAUGUUUUGGUGUCACAUGGAUUCCUAUAGUUGGGAUUCUUUUCCCUUUGUUGUUUUUCAUUCUAAUUUGCAUCAGGCAAUAUGUCUUCCCUAAGUUUGUCCUUCCAAAUUAUUUGAGGGAACUUGAUGCUGCUGAAUAUGAAGAAAUCAAAGGAGCCCCUAAGGGACAAUGUAGCUUCUCAAUUGAGAUGCAGGAUGCUAAGAAAUGUGGCGACAGUAGUAAUGGGGAUUUAUCUGAUGCUGAAAUAUUGGAUGAGCUUACUACCAGCAGAGGAGAGCUUAAGCACAGAACUGCAUUAUCCUUCAGUCUGGAGAGAAUCGUUCAGGUCUAUCCUGAAGGGAUCUAGGGAGAAGAAAUACAACUAUAAAGAUAAUCCAGGAAACCAUAAAUAGUAGAUGAGUAGAUAUGAAAGGGAACUUCAAAACCAUUCCUUUUAUUUGUUUUAGUUAAAAAGAAUAAAUGCAGAGUCAAUAUGUAGGCCUCAAUGGCACCCCUGCACUUACUGAAAUUGAAUGAACGAAUGAAUAA
Messenger RNA from Phalaenopsis equestris, 2111 nucleotides. RefSeq names its product boron transporter 4-like. Gene Ontology annotation, biological process: monoatomic ion homeostasis; transmembrane transport; monoatomic anion transport. Gene Ontology annotation, molecular function: solute:inorganic anion antiporter activity. The transcript has 12 exons. Lineage: Eukaryota; Viridiplantae; Streptophyta; Magnoliopsida; Asparagales; Orchidaceae. Gene Ontology annotation, cellular component: plasma membrane. The record is from RefSeq and is a predicted model, not a curated record. Bases 1 to 1929 code for a protein of 642 amino acids.